This is a messenger RNA of Plasmodium knowlesi strain H, 3858 nucleotides long. RefSeq names its product SICAvar, type I (fragment). Lineage: Eukaryota; Apicomplexa; Aconoidasida; Haemosporida; Plasmodiidae. The record is from RefSeq and is a predicted model, not a curated record. The annotation marks the transcript as partial. The transcript has 8 exons.
AGGAAAGGGAACAACAACAUACAUAUACACAACACAAUUUCAUCCUUCUUUCCAUCUCAUACUAUCUUCUUUCCAUCUUCUUUUCAUCUUCUUACAGCUGAAGCAUGUAUCAAGGACACAUUGGAUGACAACACCAGUGGAAGUGGCAGUAGCAAUGACAAAAUGUGUGAGCGUCUAACAUGCAUUGAUACUUACUUGAAGGCACAGAACAAUACACAAGGAGGUGGACAGUCGGCUAUCGACAAGUUUUGGGAGGAAAAAGGCGCCGUGGCAACACUAUGGCAAGAAUUGUCAGAUGCAAUGAAACAGAAUGGGGGUACCGGUACUACUGGAAAUGGAUGUAAUGAAUUGCAUGGUCCGUCCGAAAGGACGGCAUGCAAUUAUUUGCAUGCCGGCUUAGAACAACUGUACAAGAAUGAUCCGCCGGCGGUGACGUCGGCGGCGACGCUGCCGGCGUCGUCGUCGCCGUCAGGCGACGACGUCUUAAAGAACAACCCAUCGUUUAGACAAACGAUGGGUUGUUUUUUACUUCACGCUUAUGCAAAACACAUGAAAGAAAAAGCAACUUGUCUUAUUGAUGAAGGAAUAAAAAGAGCAUUUGACACUGCUGGGAAGGGUAAUAGUGCUAGUACUGGUACUGACAUUCCAUGCCAAUGGAAUGAAAGCACCUUUAAUAAUUGCGAAGUUAAAACAAAUGACAAUGGCGGAGGGGAAAAAGCAACACAGAAGGUGGAAGAAAUCGUGAAGAGCGACACCAAAAUAAAGGAUAUGCAAACCAAAAUAAAUGAUAUGAAAUUAUGUCAACGCUUCCAGUGUAUAUCUGACCGAUGGAGGAAAGAAAGUGACGGCGCAACUCCGGGGAAACCACUUGACUGGGAUAAAGUGUGGGAAGAAGCCAUAAAUCAUCUGAGUGAUCUCUCUGAUAAUAUGAAAAGGAAGAACGGAGUCAACAAUUACUGCAGCACUCUAAGCGAAAAAACUGGAAAGGAGGCUUGCCUCCUUAUAGCAGCAGGAUUAAAACACCUGUACGAUACGGAGGGCGACCAUGGCAAAAGCUACUCCAUUGAUACAUCGUUCCAGAGAACGAUGCAAUGUGUUUUAUUAAAUGCUAUUGCUGAUAGACUGCUACAGUUGCCGUGCAAGGAUGAAAAGGGUGUUCAGCCAGGUAUAACGCAAGCUUUUACGACGCAGAAUGAUGCUAUUAAGAAGGGCACUAAGUGCGAGAAUGAUGAUAAGUGUUUUACGUGUAGUAGGGAACCCUUAAGUAGCCUCGAACCCUGUAAGCUAGACUCCGGGGGCACUGCUCAGAAUCUAAAGUCGGAGUUAGAAGAAAAAGUGCUAAACGACGACAACAACGGCGGAAGGAAGGAAAUGAAGAAAAUUAAUGACCAAGCUAUAAAGGACAUAUGUAAACCGUGUGACAGUACUGGUGACACAUGCACUUACGUGAAGUGCGUAGCAGAUAAAUGGAAGAAUAAUAGGGGGCAUCAGAACAAUGAUAAAAUGUGGGAUGAUGUCGGGGCAGAAUUAAGUUCACUCCUAAAUGACAUGAAGUCAAAUCGGGAUAAAAUUACGGACCACUGCAACCAAGACAGCAAUGGCCAAAACUGGGAAGCCGGCGCUGCCGGGGGCGCGAACAAAGUUGCCUGCCAACUCGUUGCAGCAGGGCUGCAACAUAUUUCGGGUAUUCAGCGGAACUACACCACGAAGGGGAGCGAUCAGGAGAAAAACCCUUAUGAUAACCAAGAGUUUAAACAAUUCGCUUCCUGCUUAAUGUUAAACAGUGUUGUAAGAGAAAUGAAAAGAAGGAGCAUGAUUUGUGACAUAUCUGAAGGUAUUGAGACCGCUUUUUCAAAGGCAGGCGCUAUUAAGGAAGCUAAAUGCAGGAAUGGUAAACCUUGCUUCGUUUGCAAACUGGAAGACAACUAUGAUGAUUGCACCAUAAACAACGGCAAAAGCACUGUCAAUGUAAAGGACAAAUUGAAUGAACUGGACAAAAAAAACACUGGCCAAGUCAAUACCGCCCUCACGGACAUAACUACAACACCAGGAAAUAAGGGCUCCCUCUGCAGUCGCCUACAAUGUUUAGCAUCUCGAGUUCAAGCUGAAGCACUUAAAAAGAGCAACCCGAAUGCGAGUGACAUCGAAGGUGAAGUUGAUAAGGAAUUAAAGGACCUUUUAAAAAAAAUUACGGAUGAUAAGAAUUGGGAUUCCGCUAAGCAAUACUGCAAUGAUCAAAAAUGGAAUAACGACACCGAGGGAGAAAAAACUGCAAAGCAAAAAGCUUGUAAGCUUUUUGCUUCAGGUUUAAAACACAUUUCUGAAAUUCAUAACGACAAGACCAAGGAAGAUGGACGACUUAAACAAACUAUGAUGUGCGCAGCACUUAAUCUUUAUGCUGAUCAAUUAAUAAAAAAAGCAAAUAAUCAAUGUCCUCUCGAUGGAACUAAAUUGGAACAGGCAAUAGAUCACGCUUUUAAUAAUAAUAAUGCCACUAAGAAUGGAAAAACUUCAUGCAAUACUCAGGGCAAUAAUUCUUGUUUUGUUUGCAAUAGGCAAGAAAAAAAAACUUUUGCCGAUUGUCAAAUUGGCUCUGACAAAAUAGAGAAGAAUAUGACCAUUCUGCUCGACAACGAAGACAAAACCAACCCCAACAACAUGGACAAAACACUAGAGGAAAUAAAUAAAAUCGAAACUUUUUGUACUCAAGUCCAAUGUGCCAUCAAACAAAAACUAAGGAGCCAAGGGGAAAAAUUUCAAAAUGGAAAAACACCAUCUUGGAAAAACAUCGAAGAUGACGCCAUGAAUGAAUUAACUGAACUUAUAGAACAAAUGACGAAGGGUCAGACUGAAUCGAACCUUGCCAAAUAUUGCAAUAAGGACGAGGAUUGGUAUAAACUUGGCCAUAAACAAAGCAAAACAAAUAAAGCAGCUUGUUUACUUUUUGCUUCAGGGUUAAAACACAUUUAUACCCAUAUUAAUGGCCAAAAGAAGGACCCAUCGUUUGAACAAACGAUGGGUUGUUUAUUUCUUAAGGAAUAUGCAAAACAAUUGCAAACAAUGGCAAAUAAGAAGAAGCAAGGAAAUAGUUGGGUACAUCCUCUUUGUAGCAUAGAGGAUGGUAUAAAACAUGCUUUUGGUAAGAGUAGUGACAUUAUGAAUGCAUCAUCUAAAUGCAAAGGUACUAAUGAUCCUAAUUCUUGUUUUGAAUGCAAACUAAAUGAAGGUUAUGAUGGUUGCUUCAUUGGCCAAGACAGUGUAAAGGACAAAGUUGAACCAAUGUUCAAGGUCCAAACGAAACGAACCCAAAUGGAAAAAACAUUAGAGAAUACAGUUUGUCCCAUCCUUCUUACGGAUCUCCUUACCCCUUUUGUUCCUUUGGCUCCUGUCUCUAUUGGCCUCUCUGUUAUGGCUUAUUACCUUUGGAAGUAUUUUGGUCCUCUUGGUAAAGGAGGACCACGUUUCAGAAGAUAUCCUGCUGAUAUUCCUGGUCCAUCAGUACAAGAACAAGUCCUCGAUCAUGUGCAGCAAGAUAGUUCACAUGAAUAUCGAUUGGUGAAGGAACGAAAACCUCGUUCUGCUCCAACGAGAACAAAACGUUCUGGUCGCGUGAAUCGUCGAACGAUUAUUGAAAUUCAUUUUGAAGUGUUGGAUGAAUGUCAAAAAGGGGACACACAAUUGAACCAGAAGGAUUUUAUGGAACUUUUGGUUCAAGAAUUCAUGGGAUCCGAAUUAAUGGAAGUAGAACAGGUUCCUAAGGAAGAGGUUCUUAUGGAAGGGGUUCCAAUGGAAAGUAUUCCUUUGGAGCAGGUUCCAAUGGAGCGUGUUCCAAGUUUAGGUUCCGGGUUUAUGGUUUAG